GCCCGGCGGGCCGUGAACGCAGCGCGGCGCUGCCAUGUUGUUGUCUCGUCUUCGCUCGGAGUUUCCAGCCGCUGUCGGUGUCUGCGGACACGGUGGGCACUUUCUGAAGGGAGUCGCGCCGCCUUGCAGUUGUUUCCCGGAGCGCAGCGGGACGCCGAGCCGCCGCUAAAGUCGCCGCACAGCAGGAGCUACCGUUGGGCGAGGUGAAGAUGGUGGACCGGCUUGCUAACAGCGAGGCCAACUCCAAGCGCAUCGGGUUGGUGGAGAGCUGCUUUGGAGCCGCGGGCCAGCCGCUGGCCAUCCCCGGCCGAGUGCUGAUCGGCGAGGGCGUCCUCACCAAGCUCUGCCGCAAGAAGCCCAAAGCGCGGCAGUUCUUCCUCUUCAACGACAUCCUGGUCUACGGCAACAUCGUCAUCCAGAAGAAGAAGUACAACAAGCAGCACAUCAUCCCCCUGGAGAGCGUCACCAUCGACACGGUGCAGGACGAGGGCGAGCUGCGCAACGGCUGGCUCAUCAAGACGCCCACCAAGUCCUUCGCCGUCUACGCCGCCACCGCCACCGAGAAGUCCGAGUGGAUGAACCACAUCGGGAAGUGCGUGAGGGAGCUGCUGCAGAAGAGCGGCAAGUCUCCGACGGGCGAGCACGCCGCCGUCUGGGUGCCCGACUCCGAGGCCACGGUGUGCAUGCGCUGCAAGAAGGUGAAGUUCACGCCGGUGAGCCGCCGCCACCACUGCAGGAAGUGCGGCUACGUGGUGUGCGGGCCGUGCUCGGAGAAGAAGUUCCUGCUGCCCAGCCAGUCGUCCAAGCCGGUGCGCGUGUGCGAGCACUGCUACGGCGUGCUGUCGGGAAGCCUGGGGCCCAACGCGGAUUCCCUGAGCCGGCCGGGCUUAAACUUCAACAACACGCUGUCGGACGACGACGACGACGACGACAGCAGUGACUGAGGAUCCCCCCCCCCCCGGAGGACUCUGUCAGCGUGUCACUUAAUUAUGUUCCUGUUUGGUUUCUCUGACUGAACUCAUCCAAGAGGACCAUUUAUUUUCUUUAUUCUUCUUUAGUUUUCUUCAGGAUUCUUUCCUCUGAACCUAAAUGAUGAAUUCCUGCUGAGAUAAAUAAUGUCCAGAAACAUAAAUUCAUCGGUGGGAUUAAGCGGCUCCCCCUGGUUCUCACGCCUCCUGAUCAGGUGUCAGUCCAUCACUACAAACCAAAGGUGCUAACGAGCCUUUAAGCUGCACUGCCCCCCCCCCCCCCCUUCAGUCGCUCCGUCUUUAGUUCAUUUCUACCAACUAAAACCAACAGAUUCUGGCUUAUUUUCUACUCUCUUUUUGUCCAUUUUGUCCUCAAAGGACAGUGUAGAUAUUUUUUUUUUAUUAUUAUUAACAAAAUGUAGAUAUCAUGGAGGUUUUUCUGCUUGAAUCUAGUUGCAGUUGCUUAUGACAAAUCAAUUAAAAAGCUCAUCCGGCAGUAGAAGCGGAGCCUCUGCCUGCUGCGGCGUCACACGGUGCCUUCUAGAAAAGCCCAAACUAAGCUGCAGCGAGCGGGUCGACUCUGAAACGCGGGUUUUCUGGGCCGAUCGUGGCAGGAAAGCCCGUCUUAGAACGCCGGCCUCCAGGAUUUCCUUGGCCGGUUCUGUCCGGUGGAAACCGGGCCGCAGAGGAGCUGACGCAGUGCCUUGAGUUAACCCGCUCAGCAGAAACAGUCCAGACGGUCCAGAUUCCUCACACAGUUGGAGAAGUCAUCAUAAAAAAGCAGAUUUUUUUACUUUUUUUUUCUUUUUAUUGCACCGUUUUCUUGCGGCGCUGGUCGGGUCACACAUCCACCGCCGCUGCUGCUGCUGCUGCUGACCCGUUUUCUGUGUCGACAACAUCCUAAAACUCUUCCUCCUGGGAAUUGCUGGAAUUUGGGCCUAGUUUACCUCAUGGGUGGAGCUCUGUGGGAACGAAAGGGAAACAUGGCAGCAGCUGCAGGCUUUACUUACUGCUGUACAGCUUUGGUUUUCUUCUUCCUGCUCCGUCUGUGUGGCAGAACCAUUUAACUGUUUUUUACGUCUGAUUUCUGUCUGAUUUAAAAAGGAUUAAAAAAAAAAAUCCAAUAAUGACCUGAGAGAAAAUUUAAUUUAGGGCUAUCUUAGUUUAGUUUAUCAUUGAAAUCAUGCAGUUUGCCGUAAUAAGGACAGCGAAGCUUCCUGUUUGACAUGCAGCUGCUGUGAGUUCAGAGGUUUCUGGAAGGAAAGUCAGGAAGUCAGCGAGGCGUCCUCCUGUCUCCUCCUGCCGCCGCUGAUCUCAGGUCAGGUGGUUCAGAGGCUCUGCCCCUCCUACAGCUAGCUUUAGCAUCCUUCCUCCCUACUACAGCUAGCUUUAGCAUCCUUCCUCCCUCCUACAGCUAGCUUUAGCAUCCUUCCUCCCUCCUACAGCUAGCUUUAGCAUCCUUCCUCCCUCCUACAGCUAGCUUUAGCAUCCUUCCUCCCUCCAGCAGCUAGCUUUAGCAUCCUUCCUCCCUCCAGCAGCUAGCUUUAGCAUCAUUCCUCCCUCCAGCAGCUAGCUUUAGCAUCCUUCCUCCCUCCUACAGCUAGCUUUAGCAUCCUUCCUCCCUCCAGCAGCUAGCUUUAGCAUCCUUCCUCGCUUUUCAUUCUCACCACUGGGAAGCAGGCGUCUCGUGACCUCUGAACCAGGAAGUGAAAGAAGGCUGGGUGGAACCAGGGAGCGUCUGGAAGUCCUGAAGAGUUUCAUUCCUGUGGAUCUAACAGAGCUGUUAAGGGUUCAGCCUUCCUUAAAGAAGGGAAUCCACUCAGCACUGCUUCACACUGGAAUCACCAGCACUAAUAAAAAAAAUAAAAUAAAAAAAAAAGACUAAAUGAGCAAUAAUCCGUGAGUCUGGCUGUGAAAUAGAAGCUCAGGUACUGAAAAAUGGCCGCCUCUGUGUCUUCUUCCCUCAGUGCCAGCACAGGAUCAUAAAAACAACGCUCCAAGUGUCCCCGUCUCACCAGGUGGAGCGCUUCCUCAGAACCCCCACUCCGCGUGGAAAUGUCACGUAGAUCCACUCAGAGAGGUCCGAUAUGUGGACGUGAACUUCCAGGACGGAUUCCUCCAGUCUGGAUAAAUCUAUAAAUCUAUGCAUCUCCUAUUAAACUCGCCACAUUCAGCUGUUUGAUCAGGAUGUCCAGCCUCUGAUGUCACUUCCUGUGUGGGAUUAGUGCAUCCAUCAGGUGUUUUUUUUUGUUUUUUUUUUUUGUGGCUAUUGCUGCUGCUGUAGGAGAUUGCUGCUUGUUGUUGGGAUGAAACUCCUCAGAGGUCCAUUACUGCGUCCAAGCUCAGCAGAGUCAUGAUUAGAAACGUGUUCAUUAAGCCAGUUAACGGGGAGUGUUCAUUUUUAUUUGCUUUAAGUAGAUAAAUAUUUUUUUUCACAUAUGUGUUUUCAGAUGAUUAGCAUUAUUUGGUUCUGAACGGUUCUUUUAGUUUUUACAGAGCUGGCAUUAUGUGUCGCUCACACCAGAGGGAAGAAAGGGAUUUUCUUUUUUCUUUUUUUGUCUUGAUUUUAUAAAUGUAAUAUUUGUGUUGCUACGAUUAAAGCGGCGUCUGUGAUUAGAGUUAACCGCUGUCCAUCACUAACUAGCUGUGCUUCAGAGCGACCAAUCGGGCGUCAGGACUCUGAUCCCCGUCCAUCCCGUCCUUCCUGUCCGACCCACAGCGGCUCUAGAUGUAAAUCAGUGAUUCUUUCUUUUAAUCCUGAGGAUUUUUGUAUAUGUUUGGGUUUUUUUUUUUGUUUGUUUUGUUUUGUUCUGCAGCCCAGAUCAGUUCUGAAAUGUCGCUGUCCUGAAGCUCUUCUCCUUCUUCUUCCUUUGUGCUUUUUCCACGCUGCUCAGCAAGCAAACCCCUGACACCCCAGAGACCCGGUUCUCAACACACCGCCGACAUCAGCUGUAUUUUACAGGUCCUUGUUCUGCCGGGAGGUCGCAGGUCAGCGGCCGUGCAUAAGUAAAGACACUCAGAGGUUUUUUCUGCACUUUAAUUAACCUGCUAGGUUUCUCUGAGCUUACUAAACGAAGGAAAAAGGGAAACCUGUUGCCUGCACUACCACAGCUGCACACAUCCAGCCACUUCCUGACUAACCAGGUUACCUGAGUGCGUCUAAACAAACGAGAUUCGCCACUUUGCAGUGGAGUGGUUCUGCAGCAGAGCGGGAAUCCAGCGGGGGAUCCUCUAAACGCUUCCUGGCGGCUCGCUGCGGCUCUUUCAGGCGUUCACACUGCGAGCAGCCUGGUUCUCUGCUCCGGCUGAUUAUAUAUUACAGGUUUCUGAUUACACUUAUGCUUUAGUUUUCCUCCUUUUUGUUUUACCUGCGCAGCUUUGAUUACGAUGACGCGUGUACACACAUCAUACCUGUAACCUGAUUUUCAUUGUUCUGUGGAGGGUUUUGUUUUAAAUAUAGGCUUGGGGGGCCGAGCAAGUACAGAGAAGGUGUUAAAACAUUAAAACGAGGCUUUUCUCCAGCU
Messenger RNA from Fundulus heteroclitus (mummichog), 4492 nucleotides. RefSeq names its product pleckstrin homology domain containing, family F (with FYVE domain) member 2 (gene plekhf2). Lineage: Eukaryota; Metazoa; Chordata; Actinopteri; Cyprinodontiformes; Fundulidae. Gene Ontology annotation, molecular function: metal ion binding; phosphatidylinositol binding. Bases 210 to 944 code for a protein of 244 amino acids. The record is from RefSeq and is a predicted model, not a curated record. The transcript has 2 exons.